Molecule: messenger RNA, 3813 nt
Organism: Pistacia vera
Lineage: Eukaryota; Viridiplantae; Streptophyta; Magnoliopsida; Sapindales; Anacardiaceae
Product: transcriptional corepressor SEUSS
Exons: 10
Coding region: 817-3561 (914 amino acids)
Biological process (GO): negative regulation of transcription by RNA polymerase II; positive regulation of transcription by RNA polymerase II
Cellular component (GO): nucleus; transcription regulator complex
Source: RefSeq, a predicted model, not a curated record
AGAGAGAGAGAGAGAGAAGAAGAGAAAAAAAGGUUAAGAAAAGAAAGAAUGAAGAAAAUUCAAUCAGAUCGAAUACAAUUUUGACGUCCGCAAGGACAGACACAUAACACAUUCCAUUCCCCCUUCUCUCUUUCUCGCUCCGUUUCUCUUUCUCACUCUACCGCUUUCUCUCCCUAGAUUACAUACCAGCGAAGAACAGGGCACACUUGAAAGUACAAAAUACGAACACCCACCCAGAACGCAUAAAGAUAGUCUUCUUUUCUUUUUUUUCCGUUUUGAUUCAGGGAAGCUAAGUGAGAUAACAACUUUUGUUUCAGUGAUUGGGUUUUGAAGAAGAAGAAUAAGGAGGAGUUGGAAGUAAAAGGGGAGCUAAUUGUUGUGAUUUUAGUUGUUGUUGUGUUAUGUUGUUUUGGAGAUUCUCGAAGACUAUUAUAUAUUUGUUACUGUUCAUUUUCAACUUUUGAGUUCAUGCCAAAGCUUUUCAAGUAUUGCUCGCCUAGCGGAGAUAGUACAACUCUAGAAUGUUCAGAAUCAAAGCUUGUUCCUCGGUUUUGGUUCUUUUUAGUUUGUGGCUUGUCUAUGGUAAAACUCAACACCAUAUGCUCAGGCACAAAACAUACCCUUUUCUGUGGGUGCACAACGAGGACUUGGAAGCCUAUAAUCUUGGAUGCUUGGAUGAAAUGCUAAUUGAGUUGAGCUCUUUGACCAGUUUUUCGCGUUUGGUUGUGUAAUUUUAAUUUUUGUUUGAAUUCAUGUCAUUUUAGAUAUAGUUGUAGUUUUCGCUGAGUGUUUGUAGAUUAUUGUUAUUCUCAAAAGAUGGUUCCGCCAGGCCAGGCUCCAAUUGGUGGUGCCCAGUCUGUUUCGCCUUCUCUUUUGCGUUCAAACUCGGGAAUGUUGGGAGGUCAGGGUGGUCCUUUGCCUUCCCAGGCAGCGUUCCCAUCCCUUAUUUCGCCACGGACACAGUACAAUAACAUGAAUAUGCUUGGAAAUGUUCCCAAUGUAACUUCACUACUAAAUCAGUCUUUUGGAAAUGGUGGUCCAAAUCCAGGGCUUUCUGGCCCUGGGAAUAAUCAGCGUGGAGGUAUGGAUAGUGGGGCUGAGUCAGAUCCACUUUCAGGUGUUGGUAACGGAAUGGGUUUUAAUGCUCCUUCAUCGUCGUUUGUAUCAUCGAACUUGGUGAGUCCUGGUUCAUCUGGUCAAGUUCAGGGUCAGCAGUUCUCAAACCCUUCUGGUAAUCAGUUGCCUGAUCAACAGCAGUCGCAGCAGCUUGAACCUCAAAAUUUUCAGCAUGGCCAGCAACCAAUGCAACAAUUUUCUGCUGCUCACAACACCCAACAGGUACAGCAGCAACAACAAUAUCAAUCGAUUCGAGGAUUAGCUGUUGGGCCGGUGAAGUUGGAGCCACAGGUGGGUAAUGAUCAACAUGGACAGCAGCAGCAGCAGCAACAGUUGCAACCGUUGAGAAACCUUGGUCCAGUGAAAUUGGAACCACAACAAAUUCCAACAAUGAGAAAUCUGGCACCGGUAAAAAUGGAACCACAACAUUCAGAUCAGUCAUUGUUUUUGCAUCAUCAUCAUCAACAACAGCAGCAGCAGCAACAACAACAGCAACAGCAACAGCAGUUCCUUCACAUGUCGAGGCAGUCCUCUCAGCAGGCUGUUGCCCAAAUGAACCUUUUACAGCAACAAAGAUACUUGCAACUACAACAACAUCACCAGCAACAGCAACUCUUAAAGGCAAUGCCUCAACAACGUCCCCAAUUGCCACAGCCAUUUCAACAGCAGAAUUUGCCUAUGAGAUCUCCUGUGAAACCUGUAUAUGAACCUGGGAUGUGUGCCCGGCGUCUGACACAUUACAUGUAUCAGCAACAACAUAGACCUGAAGACAACAACAUUGACUUUUGGAGAAAAUUUGUUGCUGAGUACUUUGCUCCUAAUGCUAAGAAAAAGUGGUGUGUGUCUAUGUAUGGAAGUGGCCGGCAAACGACUGGAGUUUUUCCUCAGGACGUAUGGCAUUGUGAGAUAUGUAAUCGCAAGCCAGGCCGUGGUUUUGAAGCAACUGUUGAGGUUCUUCCGAGGCUUUUUAAAAUCAAGUAUGAAAGUGGUACUUUGGAAGAGCUUCUAUAUGUUGAUAUGCCCCGAGAAUAUCAGAAUUCAUCUGGUCAAAUUGUUCUGGACUAUGCAAAAGCAAUACAGGAAAGUGUUUUUGAGCAACUUCGUGUUGUUCGUGAUGGUCAACUUCGGAUAGUUUUUUCUCCAGAUCUGAAGAUAUGUUCUUGGGAGUUUUGUGCUCGGCGUCAUGAAGAGCUUAUCCCGCGAAGAUUACUGAUACCACAGGUUAGUCAGCUCGGGUCUGCAGCUCAAAAAUACCAGGCUGCCACUCAAAAUGCAUCAUCUAGUUUAUCUGUCCCAGAAUUACAAAAUAAUUGUAAUAUGUUUGUUGCAUCGGCACGGCAAUUGGCGAAAGCUUUAGAAGUGCCAUUGGUUAAUGAUUUAGGAUAUACAAAGAGAUAUGUUCGAUGUCUUCAGAUAUCAGAAGUGGUUAAUAGUAUGAAAGACUUGAUUGACUACAGUCGAGAGACAGGGACUGGACCUAUGGAGAGCUUGGCUAAGUUCCCCCGACGAACAAGUGCUUCUUCUGGGUUUCACAGUCAAACACAACAGCCUGAGGAUCAGUUACAGCAACAGCAAUCAGUGGCCCCUAACUCAAAUGGCGAUCAGAGCUCUGUCCAGGCCAGUGCAAUGCAAGUUGCUGGUAGCAAUGGUGUGGCUAGUGUAAAUAACUCACUCAACCCUGCAUCUGCAUCCACCUCGGCCAGCACUAUUGUUGGACUUCUUCACCAAAAUUCUAUGAACUCUCGACAGCAAAGUACUAUGAAUAAUGCAAGCAGUCCUUAUGGUGGAAGUUCAGUACAGAUUCCAUCGCCUGGAUCUUCUAAUACUAUUGCCCAGGCACAAAACCCUUCUCCAUUCCAAUCACCAACACCUUCCUCAUCUAACAAUCCCCCGCAAACAUCUCACAAUGCCUUAACCGCUGCCAAUCACAUGAGUUCUGCAAGUUCACCAGCCAAUAUCUCAGUGCAACAGCCAGCUCUUUCUACUGAGACUGACCCGAGUGACUCCCAAAGUGCUGUCCAUAAAAUCAUACACGAAAUGAUAAUGUGCAGCCAACUUAAUGGUGGUGGUGGCAUGGUUGGUGUUGGUUCAAUGGGAAAUGACGUUAAAAAUGUUAAUGGGAUUUUACCAACAGGUAACAAUACAGUUCUCAACACUGGUAAUGGCUUGGUGGGAAAUGGGACAAUCAACAAUAAUUCAGGUAUUGGGAGUGCCGGAUUUGGCAACAUGGGUGGCGGACUUGGGCAGUCUGCAAUGGUUAAUGGAAUCAGAAAUGCAAUGGGUAAUAACUCCAUGAUGAACGGGAGGGUAGGCAUGACAACAAUGCCUCCGCGAGAUCAAAGCAUGAAUCAUCAACAGCAGGAUUUGGGGAACCAGCUACUUAGUGGUCUUGGAGCUGUUAAUGGUUUUAAUAAUCUCCAAUUUGAUUGGAAACCGUCACCAUAAAAGGAUCUACUGGAAAAAUGAUGCUUUGGGGUUGUUGAUUAUGGCUGCUUAUGCAGCAGCAGCCGGCAUGAGAAAGAGAAUCAGAAUCGGCAAAUUUGCUUGGCAGGUGGCCCUUUGCAGAUCACAACGAACGGUACAUGACAUAAUAGUUAAGGGCAUCCAUUCUCUCCCACUUUGUACUAAUUCGAAAAAGUAAAACAUACAGCAUAGUGUUUUAUCAAUGAAAUGUUAAGUCAUCCUGAGUUGCUUCAA